Molecule: messenger RNA, 929 nt
Organism: Gossypium raimondii (Peruvian cotton)
Lineage: Eukaryota; Viridiplantae; Streptophyta; Magnoliopsida; Malvales; Malvaceae
Product: protein TORNADO 2
Exons: 2
Coding region: 25-834 (269 amino acids)
Biological process (GO): auxin-activated signaling pathway
Cellular component (GO): plasmodesma; plasma membrane
Source: RefSeq, a predicted model, not a curated record
CCUCCCUUCACCAAAGGCAAAAAAAUGGCAUUGAGCAACAAUGUGAUAGGUGCAAUCAACUUUGUUGCUAUGUUGCUCUCGAUCCCAAUCCUCGGUGCUGGAAUCUGGCUUUCGAAUCAACCGGCCGACUCUUGUCUUAAAAUUUUGUUAUGGCCUAUAAUAACAUUAGGUGUCUUAAUCUUGGUUAUGGCACUAGCAGGUUUUGUAGGAGCAUUUUGGCGUAUCCCAUGGUUACUUAUGGCUUACCUUGUUGGCAUGCUAGUGCUUAUCAUAUUGCUUGCAUGUUUGGUUAUUUUCAUGUACAUGGUCACCAUUAGAGGGUCAGGUCACAUUGUUCCUAAUAGGGCAUAUUUGGAAUAUCAUUUGGAAGAUUUUUCAAUAUGGCUUCAAAGGAGAGUACGAGGUUCUUACAAGUGGGAAAGGAUUGAAACAUGUUUGAGUACAACACAGAUUUGUCCUGAUUUGAACCAAACUUAUACAAUGGCUAUGGAUUUCUUUAGGGCUUAUUUGACUCCUAUUGAGUCAGGGUGUUGUAAGCCACCAACAGAGUGUGGAUACACAUUUGUGAACCCAACAAAUUGGAUCAGUCCCAUUAACAACAUUGCUGACCCUGAUUGCAUUCAAUGGAACAAUGACCAAACAAAGCUCUGUUAUAGCUGUAAUUCUUGCAAGGCAGGAUUGCUAGCAAGUUUGAAACAAGAAUGGAGAAGGGCCGACAUAAUAUUGCUUGUAACUCUUAUUGCUUUGAUAUGUGUGUAUUUAGUAGGGUGUUGUGCCUUUAGGAAUGCCCAAACUGAGGACAUAUUUAGAAAAUACCGACAAGGUUACUCGUAAGCCGGUAAUGGUGCGGGGUUUAGUCUUUAUAUUAUGUGCAUGUUGCGGGACUUAGUCUUAAUUUAUAAUUUGAUUUAAUUAUUUUUAAUUUUUUA